Messenger RNA from Exophiala aquamarina CBS 119918, 825 nucleotides. RefSeq lists its product as uncharacterized. Lineage: Eukaryota; Fungi; Ascomycota; Eurotiomycetes; Chaetothyriales; Herpotrichiellaceae. The record is from RefSeq and is a predicted model, not a curated record. The transcript is spliced from 4 exons. The coding region runs from base 1 to 825 and encodes 274 amino acids. Gene Ontology annotation, molecular function: oxidoreductase activity.
AUGGCUCGAAUUCUCAGCCUGAAGUCUACCUACAAGUUAAACUCGGGCUUCGAGAUCCCACUCUUAGGCUUCGGGACAAGCUCCGUCGUACAACAGGCGAUUGCAUAUGGUUAUCGCGCUGUAGAUGCUGCAGCAUUCUACCAGAAUGAAGCCGCUUGUGCUGAUGGCUUGCUGAAGUCUGGUGUUCCCCGCGAACAAUUCUUCUACACUUCGAAGGUCCCACCAAACAUGGUCUCAUACGAGGGAGCGAAGGCUGCUAUCAGUCAGAGCUUUAAUGAAGUCCUAGACUUAAAGUACAUUGAUCUUAUGCUCCUUCAUGCUCCCUGGGGAGGAUCAGAAGGCCGUUUCGGCGCAUGGAAAGCCCUCGUUGAAGCAGGGGAGGUAGGGACAGUUCGCAGUAUUGGUGUGUCGAACUGGGGCGUUGCGCACCUUGCUCAACUAGAGCAACACAUUACAGAGAUAGAUAGCCAGCAGGGCAAGGGCGGUGUUCUCAGUGUCAACCAGAUCGAACUGCAUCCGUGGUUACCACAUAGGGACAUUGUUGAGUGGUGCAAGAAGCACGGUGUGAUUGUGCAGGCAUGGGCACCUCUAGCUCAAGCAACCCGCUGGGGUGACAAGACAAUUCAGAGUAUUGCUCAUCGCACAGGCAAAACCGAGGCACAGAUACUUCUUCGAUGGAGUCUGCAAAAAGGUUUCAAUCCGUUGCCAAAGAGUGUUACGGCAUCUCGCAUCGCAGAAAAUAUCAACAUCUUUGAUUUCACACUCUCAGAAGCUGAGAUGGCUGCCCUUGAAACAGACGAGUACGAUUUCCAUGGUUGGGAGUAA